Coregonus sp. 'balchen' is the source of this 7038-nucleotide messenger RNA. Lineage: Eukaryota; Metazoa; Chordata; Actinopteri; Salmoniformes; Salmonidae. The record is from the annotation of a GenBank genome assembly.
AUGGAGGAUGAGGAAGAUCUCGAGGUACUUGGUGAACAGCUGUAUGAUUUAAUUUACCCCAAAUACGCCGAGAUCGCCGGGAAACUCACAGGUGAGUCACCCAAAACGUUUUACAUUUACACUAACAUUCAAAUUGCAAAGCAUUACGCAGCUAUGUAGGCAUAUGCAUUACUACCAAUAUGUUAUAGCUAGCUAGUAGAUUACAUUUUUACAACAUUGUUUCAUAUGGUAUAUUGAGAUGGCAUUGUCAUUGGGUCGCAGGCAUGUUGCUGGAGCUACCUGGUCCUGUUUUGACUCAGAUGCAGCAGGAUGAAGCUAUGCUGACAGAGGCCCUUGAGAAAGCCCUCAGAGCUCUGCAACUACCUCAGGGCCCAAGGUAAGAUUGAGAAAUCCCCAUUCAUAGACGCUAACUACUUUAGCGCCUAUUGACGAAAGUAUCUUCUGAUCGGAGGAGUUUUGUUAAGAGCCCCGAGUCUUGCUUUAACACGCAUCGCUUUCAGUACUGUUUUGGAAACAUAAGCAACGAAUCUUUCAUAUCAGCGAGAAAUAAUAAUAUAAAAAAAGGUAAAUUACUACACACCUUUUCUAGGGUUAAUGUUCCCACACAUACCUACAUGUUACAGGGCUUGUUUACAGAAGACAAAGGCGACCACCUGUGCUAAUUAGCUAUGGAGCCUGCACCGAACACCUUUACAUUUUAGUCAUUUAGCAGACGCUCUUAUCCAGAGCGAGAACACCUGCGCUAACUGGGGAGGAAAUUUAUGGAUUUCACUUGACUGGGCAUAUGCCCACCCACUUGGGAGCCAGGCCCAGCCAAUCAGAAUGAGUAUUUCCCCACAAAAGGGUUUAUUACAGACAGAAAUACUCAUCAAUUUCAUCAGCUGUCCAAGUGGCUGGUCUCAAACAAUCCUGCAGUUGAAGAAACCGGAUGUGGAGGUCCUGGGCUGGCGUGGUUACAUGUGGUCUGCGGUUGUGAGGCCGGUUGGACCUACUGCCAAAUUCUCUAAAAAAAUCCAAUCAAAUUGUGUUUGUCACAUGCGCCGAAUACAACAGGUGUAGACCUUACCGUGAAAUGCUUACUUACAAGCCCUUAACCAACAAUGCAGAAAAAUAAGAGUUAAGAAAAGAUUGACUAAAUAAACUAAAGUAAUUUUUUUAAAAGAGUAACAAUAAAAUAACAAUAAUGAGGCUAUAUACAGGGGGUUCCAGUCAAUGUGGGGGGGUACAGGUUAGUUGAGGUAAUAUGUACAUGUAGGUAGGGGUAAAGUGACUAUGCGGGGGCGGGAUCAAUGCAAAUAGUCUAGGUACAUUUUACAUUUUAGUCAUUUAGCAGACGCUCUUAUCCAGAGCGACUUACAGUUAGUGAGUGCAUAUGCUCUACCAACUAAGCUACAGGGGACCUGCACAGGUCCUCAACUGGCAGCUUCAUUAAAUAGUACCCGCAAAACACCAGUCUCAACGUCAACAGUGAAGAGGCGACUCCGGGAUGCUGACCUUCUAGGCAGAGUUGCAAAGAAAAAGCCAUAUCUCAGACUGCCCAUCUUAAUCUUUUCUUUUUAUUGGCCAGUCUGAGAUAUGGCGUUUUCUUUGCAACUCUGCCUAGAAGGUCAGCAUCCCGGAGUCGCCUCUUCACUGUUGACGUUGAGACUGGUGUUUUGCGGGUACUAUUUAAUGAAGCUGCCAGUUGAGGACCUGUGAGGCGCCUGUUUCUCAAACUAGACACUAAUGUAUUUGUCCUCUUGCUCAGUUGUGCACCGAGGCCUCCCACUCCUCUUUCUAUUCUGGUUAGAGCCAGUUUGCGCUGUUCUGUGAAGGGAGUAGUACAAAGCGCUGUACGAGAUCUUCAGUUUCUUGGCAAUUUCUCACAUGGAAUAGCCUUCAUUUCUCAGAACAAGAAUAAACUGACGAGUUUCAGAAUAAAGUUCUUUGUUUCUGGCCAUUUUGAGCCUGUAAUCGAACCCACAAUUGCUGAUGCUCCAGAUACUCAACUAGUCUCAAGAAGGCCAGUUGUUUUGCUUCUUUAAUCAGCACAACAGUUUUCAGCUGUGCUAACAUAAUUGCAAAAUGGUUUUCUAAUGAUGAAUUAGCCAUUUAAAAUGAUAAACUUGGAUUAGCAAACACAACGUGCCAUUGGAACACAGGACUGAUGGUUGCUGAUAAUGGGCCUUUGUACGCCUAUGUAGAUAUUCCAUUAAAAAUCAGCCAUUUCCAGCUACAAUAGCCAUUUACAACAUUAACAAUGUCUACACUGUAUUUCUGAUCAAUUUGAUGUUACAAAAAAAUUGCUUUUCUUUCGAAAACAGGAAUUCCUAAGUGACCCCAAACUUUUGAACGGUAGUGUAUAUAGCUAUUAAAAUACAUUUCAAUUCUAAUGUCUUGCAUAUCUUAAUUUCCAUCAAUAUCAAUUAAUAUGCGUAAUAAUGUCGGCAGUUCAUGCGAAGGAUUGUUACCUAUAACCCGGAUUGCCAUUGUUCUACAUUACAUUUUUGUCAAGCAAUUCUUAUUUUAGCAAACAAUUAUUGUGGUUCAUCCUAUAUUCUCCCUAACAUCCUUACCCCCUUGCAACAGAUGUGGGAUACACGCACACGCACAUUCUCAACCCCUUUCCUCCACAAUCAACCUUAAGCUCAGAUGCUCAACGGUUGUUACAUUCCAGAGCCUACCUCAAGAAAGGACCUGAUUUACGAAUGCAUAUACAGUUACAGCUGUUUGAAAAAGCAUGCAAGAUUGAGCAAAAUUUGACACAUUUGAGCUUUGAUUAACCUAUGUCAAGUCCUAGGUGAUGGAGAUCAGAUCCACCCCCUUCCCCUGAAACACACAAACUCUGGUCCCCCGUUGUAACCAUUUUCCCAAGCAUCUCCGUGCAGUCAGACCUUUGAUUAUUUUGUGCCACCAGGGCCACAAUAAUAUGCCCCCUCUCUGAUUGUCCAAGUGUGACCCCCUCCCCAUGGGUUACUGCAGCUAGUGUUGCCAGCACUGCCACUACCUGGGUGGGGGUUCCCACCGGAAUCCCCACCGGCUAGGUACAAGGUCGUCAAGGUUCGCAUUAGCAGCUUUGAGAAAUUCCUAGUAGAUUAUGCUCUCCAAUCAAGGGGACUCUGCCUUUGUAGGACCAACCUUGCCAGGCAGGCUCAGAAUCUUGAGGGGGCGGUGCUGCUCUAGUAGGUCUCUGACCGCAUUUAUCUUUCUGUUUUGGCUGCAUAUAGGCAACUUACAGCAGGGCCAUAAAACAGAUGGGGACUUCUCUUUGGUGUAUGAGUCGCUCAGGUGGGUGUCUAGGAUAUAGGGUUGGGGACCGUUCCAUCAUGAUAGGACAAUAAAAAAUCAAUUAGAUGUAUACGUUAUUUUAAAAUGUAUAUCCCUCAUCUGCACAAUUUGAAAGCUCUCUCUCUCACAACCCCUGCUCACAGACACACAUUGGUUCUGGGAUAUGCAACCAUUUCCUUUCUCACUCACUUAACGCCACACUUUUCCAAACACAAAAACGCACACCACACCUUCCAUCACAAUACAUCCACACAUACCCACAUACUGUGCCUUCUAUGUCUUCUGUUUGCUAUGUUUUUAUCUCCACUAUGUUGAGUACUUUUGUGUUCUUAAGAGCUGCAGUUAGUUUCAGAGUGGGUGGCAAGGAAUAAGUUAGUCCUAAAUAUUUCAAAAACUAAAAGCAUUGUAUUUGGGACAAAUCAUUGACUAAACCGUAAACAUCAACUAACUCUUGUAAUGAAUAAUGUGGAAAUUGAGCAAGUUGAAGAGACUAAAUUGCUUGGAGUAACCCUGGAUUGUAAACUGUCAUGGUCAAAACAUAUUUUUUUUUUUUUAAUACAACAGUAGCUAGGAUGGGGAGAGGUCUGUCUAUAAUAAAGCGCUGCUCUGCAUUCUUAACAGCACUAUCAACAAUGCAGGUCCUACAGGCCCUAGUUUUGUCGCACCUGGACUACUGUUCAGUUGUGUGGUCAGGUGCCACAAAGAGGGACUUAGGAAAAUUGCAAUUGGCUCAGAACAGGGCGGCACGGCUGGCCCUUGGAUGUACACAGAGAGCUAACAUUAAUAAUAUGCAUGUCAAUCUCUCCUGGCUCAAAGUGGAGGAGAGAUUGACUUCAUCACUACUUGUAUUUGUGAGCGGUAUUGACAUGUUGAAUGCACCGAGCUUUAUGUUUGAACUACUGGCACACAGCUCGGACACCUAUGCAUACCCCACAAGACAUGCCACCAGAGGUCUCUUCACAGUCCCCAAGUCCAGAACAGACAAUGGAGGCGUAUAGUACUACAUAGAGCCAUGACUACAUGGAACUCUAUUCCACAUCAAGUAACUCAUGCCAGCAGUAAAAUUAGAUUAAAAAAACAGAUACAAAUACACCUUAUGGAACAGCGGGGACUGUGAAGCAACACAAACAUAGACACAUGCAUGCAAACACGCGAUAACAUACGCACAAUACACACGUACACAUGGAUUUUGUGUUAUAGAUAUGUGGUAGUAGAGUAGAGGCCUGAGGGCACACACUUAAUAUGUUGUGAAAGCUGUUAUGAAUGUAUUGUAAUGUUUUUCAAAUGUAUAACUGGCUUAAUUUUGUUGGACCCCAGGAAGAGUAGCUGCUGCAGCUAAUGGGUAUCCAAAAUAAAUACAAAUCUGUUGCCAAUGACCUUGAGCCUUCUUGGAUGGGCACUUCUAAUGUAACUAUGGCAGCACCCAAGGGGCUUGAAUUCUUGAAUUCUCGAACUCUCCCCAUAGAUUGUGCGGUGACGUAGUGUCCCCAUGAGUGACAGAACACUGAGCCAAUCACGGCGCAACUAGAGAACAUUACCAAUCCCAUAUUUAAUUCCAAGUAAGUCACAUCCUAUAUGUGCAAUUUAUAGACUAUAAUGAUUUAAUAAAACAAAAUGUUGUUUAAAUGCUGAGUGUUUUAUGUCCCUACCAGUCUAUUGUGUCGCACUCGCAAAUGCUUCACAAUGUAUUUCUUUGUAGGCUAUAGCCUUGAAAUAAUUGAAAUAAUAUUGCCUAAAUAAUUCAUUUUCAGGCUCCCUGUCUGGCACCUGACCUAUUUAUGCUAUUUAAUGACAUGUAGCCUAUUUGAAAUGAUGUGCGAGUCUUACAUUCACCUUUUCAUGUUUAUUCAAAUACUUUUCAUUCAAAUCAUAUGGUUUGGUUUCAAUACUUCAAAACCAAAUGGUAGGUCCAGGUAGUCACAACAAUAGAUGGAUGUUGGUUAAAUUGUGAUUUUAAUUAAUGAAGCGAAUUUGGAGCUGCAGCUUUUUUUCCUGUGAGCACGGAGCAGUUUUUAGCUGAGUGGUUGGAAAAAGACCGGAAAUCCAACCACUCAACUCCGCUCACAUACUCUGAUCUGUAGACACCUCCGCCACACCGUCAUUUAUUUGAUCUCCACCCCAAACGAAUAGCGGGUGAAUAGCAUGCUAUUCUCAUGCUUAAGUUCAAGGUCAGAAUACGUGUAGAGAGAACAGUGCAUACAAAGGGAAUUACGUUCCAUUUACGAAUGCUUAACUCGGGUUGGACUCCGCCCCCAUGUGAGUUUCUGUGUCACAAUUUGGUUGAGUUUGAUCUUAACUAACCUCCAGAGCCCAGGCUUCUCGUAGAUUUGGAAGGAUGGCCAUGUGAGACUAGAUCUCAACUAACUAUGAUCUCUCCAUGACUUCUGUCCUGUCAGCAAUACGGGGAUGUCAAAGGAGGAAGAUGAAGCAUCUGCCUCUUCUGACUCGCUUGGGGAACAGCUGUUUGAGCUAGUGGACUUCUGCAACACUGGCCACACACAGAAAAUCACUGGUAAUCAACCUACUGAUCAGUAAGCCAAUCAUCUCUCCUCCCUCCAAACGUAUUAUUUAUUUUAUUUACUUAACCUUUAUUUUACCAGAUUAGUCUCAUUGAGAUAAAAAAAAAUCUGGCCAAUUUUACCAGAUUAGUCUAAUUGAGAUAAAAAAUCUGGCCAAAAAAGCAACACACAAAGUUUGACACUUUUCUGCUUGACCAGAAAAGCUUAAUUCCUGAAUGAUUUUAGUCUUUUUUGACUCAACUAAAAUCCUAUUUUAUUUAAAACAUUUUAAAUGUUGGGGGCCAAGAAAAUCACUUGCUGGCCGCCUGUUGCCGACCCCUGCCCUAUACAAUGUGAAUCCACACAGUGCAAGCGCAGGCUGAUCCUUUAUGAACCAACAGCUUAUUAUGCUUCCCUAACAUGUAUGUACCAAUGUACCACUCCAGGCAUGCUACUGGAGCAGCAUAAAGAAGCGGUGCUGCAUCUUCUCUCAGAACCCUCACUACUGGAGGAGCAGGUGAACCUGGCCUUGAAGACACUGCAGGAGUGAGUGUGGAGCGUGGACAUCAUUGUGGGGAAUAAAGAUAUUAUGAAGGACUUUAUUUGUAUAUCCGGACACAACGCCUAUCACAGAUAUUAUGAUGAACCUCUGAAUGGAUGGAAACUAGACUGUGAUUAGGCUACUCUGUUAAUGGCUGUUAUUAAUUGUAGAUCUGUCAGUCAAGCAGACUGAGGCCCUGUCCAAAUAUAACCCAUAUUACCCUAGAUUUGGGUAGGUAUAAGCAAUAUGAUAGUAGCCACUGAUGAACUAGAUUAUAUUUUUCUGCCAUAUUGGUUAUACCUAUCCACACUCAGAUCUACUAAAAAGCCUUGAGGACUAGGGGUUGUUUCUGAAUGGGACAUUGGUCUCGAAAGGAGAGCCUAGAAGCCUGACACGGAAGGCUUCCCACUUAUACAGUAAUAUAACAUUAUUCAUCCAUUUUAUGGUGUCAUUAUUGUACAUCCAAUAGUAAAUACAUGGUGAUACCAGAAUAAUAUCUAAUAUCUCACUAGUCGCAGGCCAUAAUGUGUGGGAAGCUUAGCCUAUAAUGUGCAGUUUUUUAAAAUGAUAUUCAUAGCAUGAUAUGUUUCCCCUACCCUGUUUUGCUGUAGGCUGGGUGUGGAAGAGACAGAUGUGAGUGACUCAUCAGAUGCCGAUGACACUGAGAGGCUGGAAGAGAGGCUGUUUCUACUGGUGCAGGAGAUGAACGCAGCGCACUCAAAUGACAUUACA